Messenger RNA from Glycine soja, 1409 nucleotides. Its product is annotated as GATA transcription factor 9-like. Gene Ontology annotation, biological process: regulation of DNA-templated transcription. NCBI's taxonomy places the organism in Eukaryota, Viridiplantae, Streptophyta, Magnoliopsida, Fabales, Fabaceae. The transcript is spliced from 2 exons. The coding region runs from base 181 to 1017 and encodes 278 amino acids. Gene Ontology annotation, molecular function: sequence-specific DNA binding; zinc ion binding. The record is from RefSeq and is a predicted model, not a curated record.
UUGAAAAUUUGAUUUGUUUUCUUUAGCCUUUAUCUGCCGACAAAAACUCAGAGGGCCAUAAAGAGAGAAAGAGAAAGAGCAUUUAGAGAGUGUUGAGUUGUGUGACAUGUAACACCAAACUCACUCAAACCUACCUUUGUUUUUCUCCUUCUUUUUCUUCUCAGUUUCAUUCUCUUGCUCAUGGACAUGGAUGUUUGCCGAAAUAUAUCAGUUUCUUCAAGUGAGUGUCAGCAAGAGCUUCCCACCCUUGAUGACCUUUUCUGUCAUCAGAACACGGAAGUGGAUUUUGGCAUGGAAUGGUUAUCAGUGUUUGUGGAAGACUGUUUCUCUAGUAGGCCAAGUUGCCUCUUGCCACCCUCUGGUGGUGGUGUUCAAACCACAAGCACUAGCACCAAGCCUUCUUCAGGCACAAUAAUGCCAAGACCCCAACAAAGUCAUCACUGUCCUUUGCAGAAUUUUGCUGUGCCAGGGAAAGCAAGGAGCAAGAGAAAGAGACUUUCAGCCCCUAGAACAACAAAACACACCCUAAGCACAUGGUCACAACAUUUCAGCUCACAGAAUGAUGGGGUGAGUUCUGACCCUCCUCUCUUGAAACAAGCAUAUUGGUUGGCUGAUAGUGAACUCAUAGUCCCCAAGAAGAAGGAUGUUGAGCAAGAAGAGGGGGUUGUUGUGGUGGUGAAGAAGGAGAAAUUGGGGGAUUAUUAUGAUGAUGAGGGUGAUGAAGUUAACAACAAUAAUACCAACAAUAAUAAUAAUGAUAAUGUGCAGCACCCAAUUCCAAGAAGGUGCACACAUUGUCUAGCUCAGAGGACCCCACAGUGGAGGGCAGGACCAUUGGGUCCAAAGACACUAUGCAAUGCAUGUGGGGUGAGGUACAAGUCUGGAAGGUUGUUGCCAGAGUAUAGGCCAGCCAAGAGCCCUACUUUUGUAAGCUAUUUGCAUUCCAAUUCACACAAGAAAGUCAUGGAGAUGAGAAUGGGUGUUGGUGUUGCUGUUCUUUCUACAGACAAGAAGUAGUGAAAAUCAUGUGUUACUAAGGUUUUAAAUAUCGGUCGCAGUCGCAUGCGAUUUGUUGACAUCAUGGAAAAUCACAGAUAAAUGUGACUGAUGCGAUCUCGACUGCGAUCAUCAACAAUUAAAAAAUAUUGAUGUUGUGAUCCAAAUCUAAGUCGUGGGCCUUUUUUAAAACCUUGUGUGUUACUAUAUACUUUUCAUGUAUAAUCAAACUUGAAAUUAAGGAACAAAUUGUUUGGAAACAGAUAUACCAUCGAGGGGGGAGGAGAAUGUGUUACAAUGACAUCUACAUAUAUAUUAUGAGCUAUAGGAAGCACACUUUCAAAAGUACUAAUACAAGUGCAGAUUAUAGCUUGUAAUAUACAAGGAAUAAUUUUUGUUUUUUAAUUUCACCA